GAAGGGGGUCCAGUAUAUAAAGCAGUCCGGUUUGAGAUCAUUCUCAUUUCAGUCUCACAAAGAGAGAUCUGGAAUCCGCAUUGGAAUUAACAAGGGUAGCUGAAGUCUUGCUGACCACUGCUUUUAUAAAGAUGUCUACCUGGGGAGGUGGAGUGAAGUGUGCUGCUUGUGAGAAGACUGUGUACCAUGCAGAGGAAAUGCAGUGCAAUGGACGCAGUUUCCACAAAACAUGCUUCAUCUGCAUGGUCUGCAGGAAAGGGCUAGACAGCACUACGGUAGCAGCUCACGAGUCUGAAAUAUACUGCAAGACGUGCUAUGGGAAGAAGUACGGUCCAAAGGGCUAUGGCUAUGGACAGGGUGCAGGAGCCCUAAGCUCGGACACAGGGGAGCAGCUAGGGGUUGAACCACAGCAAUCAAAGCCUCACCGCCCAGCAACGAAUUCCAACUCUAACAAAUUUGCUCAGAAGUUUGGUGGUGCAGAGAAGUGCUCUCGGUGUUCCAAAUCUGUCUAUGCUGCAGAAAAGAUGAUGGGAGGGGGGAAGCCUUGGCAUAAGACAUGCUUUCGGUGUGCCCUCUGUGGGAAAAGCCUGGAAUCGACAACAGUGACUGAUAAAGAUGGAGAAAUCUACUGUAAAGUUUGUUAUGCAAAGAACUUCGGUCCGAAAGGAAUGGGUCUUGGAAAUCUGGGAUGUGCUGAACAGCAAGAGUAAACUGUCAUAAACAUUUAGAAACAUUUGCAUCCCCCCCCACCCCCCCUUCAAUUUAAAAAUGUAAAUGUUAUUGUAUCUCCUUAUUAUCACACUACUGACUUAAAUAACUACUUUGUUUUUACUUUUGAUUAAAGGCAGUGAAAUGCAAUGUUUGUCAGAUAUAUGUAUUUCUUUUUGUUCCACAACAAGGUAAUGCUUCUAAUCUUUUACAGUAUAUAAUUAGAUAUACACCAAUCGUCAAUUUUAUGAUUGUUCCUUUAUUCUGUUGAGUUUUAGUUUAGUUUGGCUUUGUUAUAUAAAGUUCAAUUAUAUUGGAAUUAUUUUCAAACUCUAAAAUUGCAAAGCCUGAUUAUUAUAAUGGUGAUGAUUAAAUAACAGCUCAAAUAAGGGAACAUUGUUAUUCCAAUUCCAGACACGCCCACAUCAGAAACAUACUUCAUAAGUGUUGAUUUAAUUAGAUUUUUUUAUUUGUGGAUGUAUUCAUUUAAACUGGGUAAUUCACCUAGUACUGUGGACCUCGUGUCUCAUUAUUCAGAUUUGAUCUGCUUGCUUAAAGAAGCAUGAAUAACAAUUAAUCAACAUUCUGCAUUGGAGCGAACUGCAUAAUGCAAACCAAGAUAUUGAUUUGUGUUUAUCCAAGGUUACUAAAUAAAAUAAUGUUACUGUGCUUAAAACAGCAGAA
Acipenser ruthenus (sterlet) is the source of this 1392-nucleotide messenger RNA. Its product is annotated as cysteine and glycine-rich protein 3-like. Bases 132 to 710 code for a protein of 192 amino acids. The transcript is spliced from 6 exons. Gene Ontology annotation, molecular function: structural constituent of muscle; actinin binding. NCBI's taxonomy places the organism in Eukaryota, Metazoa, Chordata, Actinopteri, Acipenseriformes, Acipenseridae. The record is from RefSeq and is a predicted model, not a curated record. Gene Ontology annotation, biological process: muscle tissue development; cardiac muscle contraction; sarcomere organization. Gene Ontology annotation, cellular component: cytoplasm; nucleus; Z disc.